This is a messenger RNA of Lotus japonicus, 765 nucleotides long. RefSeq lists its product as uncharacterized. The record is from RefSeq and is a predicted model, not a curated record. The transcript is spliced from 3 exons. Lineage: Eukaryota; Viridiplantae; Streptophyta; Magnoliopsida; Fabales; Fabaceae. The coding region runs from base 1 to 765 and encodes 254 amino acids.
AUGGAUAAUGGAUUACCAGAUUUCAGUAACACAGAUUACUGGACUAAAAAAGUGCACAUUAAUGAUGUGUGGGAGGAAGAUCCGAAAAAGGUUAAAGAAGAGAUGAAGACUCAUUUUGAGCGACGGUUUGCAGCAAGCCAAGGGGAUAGAUUGCAGUUGGAUGGUGUUCAGUUUGACACCAUUUCACGUGCUGACAAUGAUCUACUAACUUGUCGGUUUGGGGAGGAUGAGAUCAAUGAUGCAAGAGUGCUUGAAGAUUUAUGGAGUAAAGAGAUAUGGCCUAAGGGUAGUAAUGCUUCAUUUAUUGCAUUAAUCCCUAAGGUAGAUUCUCCGGUGGGUUUGAAUGAUUUUCGGCCAAUUUCAUUGAUUGGGUGUAUUUAUAAAGAUGUUUCUAAACUCCUGUCAUUGAGGUUGAAGAGGGUGCUGCCCAAGGAUAUCCAUGAUUCACAGUUUGCAUUUCUUGGAGGGCGAAAUAUGCUUGAUAGUGCGAUUGUGGUCAAUAAAGUGCUAGAAGCAGCAAAAAAGGCUAAGAUCCCAACUAUAGCUUUUAAAGUAGACUAUGAAAAAGCCUACGAUUCUGUGAGUUGGGAGUUCCUUGAGUAUAUGAUGGUAAGAUUGAAUUUCUGCUGGAAGUGGAUUGGUUGGAUUAUGAACUACUUGAGAUCAGCUUCAGUAUCAGUAUUGAUUAAUGGGAGCCCCUGUGAGGAGUUCAGAAUGCAGAGAGGGCUACGCCAGGGGAUCCUCUUGCUCCGUUCCUCUUUUUAA